AGCUUUCGGGCCGAACAAGAGUCCUGCGCACGAGAACGUUCAGAGCUGAAAAAAAGAGGAGUAGGAGGAGCACGCGCGAGAGAGAGAGCCCCGUUGCAAAUAACGCGCACGCACGCACACACACACACACACACACUGACACACAAGCGCACGCGACAGCAGGAGGAGGAGGAGCGCGCGAGCCAGGUUCAGCUCAUAAGCAGGCACGCGGAGGAGGAGCAGGCGCGCGCCCGCCGAGUUCUCUCUCUGUCUCUCUGCGGUGCAGAGCUGGAACACAAGAAGAACUGCUUCUUUUUUUUAAAAUUCUUUUAUUCUUUAUUUUUUUCUUUCUUUCUUUUCGGAUUCGCCGGCACACCGGAGGGACUGGAGCCCUUCGUGUUGUUGUUGUUGUCCUCGCGCAUUCUUUAAAAUCCUAUUUAUGAUUCAAGUUCAACUUUUGCGAAGCGACCAGAGAUUUGUGCACUGACUUUUUUUUUCUCUACCUCUGUUUUUUUCUUUUCUUUUCCCUUUUUUUUCCCCCCCGCCGCCCUGCUGUAGUAGCAGACUGUAACUGCGAAAAGAAAGUCGGUAAACCAUGCAGCUCGUGCACCUCGCGACGGCUUUUCUCGUGCAUUAAUCUUAGAAGAAGAAAAAAGUUCCUUCGUGCUGUUUUUUUUUUUUUAAAAAGAAAGAAGAAAAGUUUUUCUAGGACACGUUUCCCCACCCGUCCCGUGUCGGUGCAUGCUACACGGUGUAAAGUGGAGGACUUGGACAGACUGUUGCAUGCGAUUUGAGAAGGAAGAAGAGCAGAAGAAGCAGCAGCAGCAGCAGCAGAGGUGCGUUUUUGCCACGCUCACGCACACGCACAGCAGCGGAGACGCGAUGAGCGCCGAGGUGCUGCCCACAAGCCCGCUCGCCCUGGUGGACUACGUCAACGACUUCGACCUGCUCAAGUUCGACGUGAAAAAAGAGGCGCUGCACGGAGUAGUGAACGGCGGCGCGCGCGCGUGCCCCUCGCGCGUGCAGCAGCCCCAGGGCUCGGUGUCGUCGACUCCGCUCAGCACGCCGUGCAGCUCCGUGCCCUCGUCGCCCAGCUUCAGCCCCACGGAGGAGCACAAGAGCAACCUGGAGGAGCUCUACUGGAUGCCCGGUGGCGGCUACCCGCAACACGUCGACCCUCACGCGCUCGGCCUGACGCCCGAGGACGCCGUGGAGGCCCUGAUCGGGCAUGCUCCACCGCCGCACGUGCAGCAGCAACAGCAGCUGCAGCAAGGAGGUGGUUUUGAGGGCUACCGUGCUGCCAUGCAUCAUCAUCCUCACCAUCCUCACGCGCAGCACCAUCCUCACGCGUACGCGGCGCUCCAGCAGCACGGAGACGACCUGCACUCUCACACGCAGCAGCAGCAGCAGCAUCCUCAUCAGCACCACAGCCAAGAUCCGGACAGCCCGUCUCCGACCUCUCCUCAGCUCCAUCACCACCGCCAUCACGCCCAGCACACCGACCAUCACGGCCAUCACGCCCACCACCACCACCACCACCACGCGCAGCAGCACCACGGCGGCAGCAGCAGUGGCAGCGCGCUGAGCAUCCUGAGCGUCGAGGAGCGCUUCUCCGACGAUCAGCUCGUCUCCAUGUCCGUACGCGAGCUCAACCGGCACCUGCGUGGCUUCUCCAAGGACGAGGUGGUGCGUCUGAAGCAGAAACGGCGCACGCUCAAGAACCGCGGCUACGCGCAGUCCUGCCGCUUCAAGCGCGUGCAGCAGAAGCACGUCCUCGAGAGCGAGAAGACGCAGCUCCUCAACCAGGUGGAGCAGCUCAAGCAGGAGAUCGGACGCCUGGCGCGAGAGCGGGACGCCUACAAACUCAAGUGCGAGAAGCUGACAUCGGCGGCCGUGGGUCCGAGCGCCGGCGCGGGCGGGUUCCGCGAGGCGGGUUCCACCAGCGACAACCCGUCUUCACCAGAGUUCUUCAUGUGAGUUCCUUCUUCGGUUCCGUCUCCGUCCUGUCCUGUGCUGAAGAGACUACGAUACUAAUCCACGUUAUAUCAUGAUUAUUAUACUAAUAACUUACAACAGCAGCUGUAUUCUUCAUAUUAGAAAGAAAAAUAACCCAUGAUAAUAAUAAUAAUAAUAAUAAUAACAAUAAUAAUAAUAAUAACGUUACUCUAAUCAUCUCCAAAGUUUUUUUUUGUUUGUUUUAAAUCAAAAUUUAGAGCUAGAGGGUUCGUUUUUUUUUUUUUUUCCUUUUUUUUUUUUAAAAAAGGUGUGCUUUUUGUUUUUAAACCAGAAUCACGCAAGUACAAUGCAAGUCUUUUUUGUUUUUUAUUUGUUUAUUUGGAAAGUAGUCGCUUUUAGGUAAACCACACACACACACACACACACACACACACACACACACUUAUCAAGAUGUUGAAUCGAGACGCACAGAAUCCGGACUCGUGACGCGCCGCGUGUUUGUUCAGCGCUGUAAGACGUCUUUGCAGUGAUUCAUUUCUGUUGUCUCUUUGCUUUAUAGAGAGUUAACACCCUUCUCAAUUGUUCAGGACGGGAAAAAAAGACGUUUGAAUCAGUACUGAUGCUAAGAAGAGAGAGACAGAGGGGGAGAGAGAGAGAGAGAGACAGGGAGAGAGAGAGAAGGACAGAGAAAGGGAGAGAGGACCUUUGGACUUUGUUGUUUUCUUUGGACUUCUCCCUCUUGGGUCCAAUAUGUCGAUUUUUUUGAAAACAAGACAGUAUGCAAAACUUUUAUGCAACAUCUCAUCAGUUUAUUGCCUGCUUGGUUAAAUAAAAGCUAAAAAAAGAAAAAAAAGAAAAAAAAAAGAUAAAUAUACUGCAUUAAAAUAUUAAUCCUGCAUGCUGGACAUGUACGGUAAUAAUUUCUAUUUUGUACUUUCCUUGUUUAUUUUUUUCUUCUUCGUGUAUCUUAAAUAGCAUGUUGUUGAUCUUUUUGUUUGUUUGUUUGUUUGUUUUUUUCUUUCUUCCCAUCGAUGAUGUUUCUGGGACUUUAGACACGAACCGGUGGCCACAUCACCAGUUCCGACGCCGUUCGUCCGGGGCUUGUAAAUACAUGCAACGGCAAAAAAAAAAAAAAAAAAAUUGCAAGAUUUAAAAAAAAAAUGUCGAAGAAAAUAAAAUGAACACGUUGAGCAGAGGUUUGGGAUCUUUUUACGUUUUAGGGCAUUUAAUUUUUUAAUUUUUUUUUUUUUUUGCAGUUGCAUCAAAAGUCAGCCGGGUUUGUAUAUUAAGUGCACUUUUCUUUUGGAUUUUGAUUCUUUUCAUUUUCAAUUAAAAAAAAAAUUAUUAUUAUGUAAAAAAAUUUUUUUUGCAGACCGCCCUCAAGGAAGACAUAACAAAAGAGAUACUCUGUGUUCGACUCGAUACGCUUUGCAUUUGCGUCACAAGGUCAUGCAAUAAAAAAAAAGAAAGAAAGAAAAAGAAAACAAAAAGACACACAUACGAUGAAAUUCCUUGAGGAGCGGAUUCCCGCCCUGCAGACCGCUUCAUGCACCGGAGCCGCUCGGGUUUCCUUUUUUCACGUCGACUCGUAGCAGGAAAUGCAGUUUUGUCACGUUGCGUAAUCCGUGCCUGUUAUAUAAUCCGAACAAGUAUCUACAAGUCUCAUCAUUUUUCACUUUCAAUUUGUUUUUUUGUUUUUUAAAAAAAAAUUAUUAUUAUUAUUAUUAUUAUUAUUAUUAUUAUUACUUUCCUGUCAGUUUCAUGAGCUGAAAAUUUCCAGAAUGUUUAAACAAAAAAACGAAAAAAAAAAGAGAAAAAAUCAAAGCAAUUAUAAUUCUAACAAUUUCCUAAAAUCAGGGUUUUUAAAAUUUUUUUAAAUUAAUUAUUACUUUCGUUUUCUUGUACCGAGUUUUGAGUGAUCAUUCUUUAAUGUUUUCCUGUAUUUUUUUUCUGCCGGUCAGUAAAAAAAAAGGGAUUCAGGUUUUGCAAAAUCUCAAAAUGAAAAAUGUUAUGUUAUGUUAUGUUCUUAUUCAUGUUAUUAUUUCUAUUGUUGUUGUUGUUGUUGUUGUUUUUUUUUUCUCUCUGUUUUCUGAGAUUCUGGUUCUGCUGGCCAGAUGCAUUAUAGUUAUAGUUAUGGUUUUAUUUUUUAAUGAUUAAAUUAACAGAACUUGUCAGAUCAUAUCAAAUAAGAGCAUGGUGCUUGCAUUUAAGAAUUAUUGUUUUAAAAAAAAAAAAAUAAUGAAACAAACAAACAAAAAAAAAAAGU
This is a messenger RNA of Ictalurus punctatus (channel catfish), 4201 nucleotides long. It is a transcript of the gene mafba, whose product is annotated as v-maf avian musculoaponeurotic fibrosarcoma oncogene homolog Ba. The record is from RefSeq and is a predicted model, not a curated record. The transcript has a single exon. Gene Ontology annotation, biological process: regulation of transcription by RNA polymerase II. Gene Ontology annotation, molecular function: RNA polymerase II cis-regulatory region sequence-specific DNA binding; DNA-binding transcription factor activity, RNA polymerase II-specific. NCBI's taxonomy places the organism in Eukaryota, Metazoa, Chordata, Actinopteri, Siluriformes, Ictaluridae. Gene Ontology annotation, cellular component: nucleus. Bases 721 to 1956 code for a protein of 411 amino acids.